This is a messenger RNA of Centruroides sculpturatus (bark scorpion), 1984 nucleotides long. RefSeq names its product E3 ubiquitin-protein ligase RING2-like. Gene Ontology annotation, molecular function: ubiquitin protein ligase activity; chromatin binding. NCBI's taxonomy places the organism in Eukaryota, Metazoa, Arthropoda, Arachnida, Scorpiones, Buthidae. The transcript has 2 exons. The coding region runs from base 107 to 1144 and encodes 345 amino acids. Gene Ontology annotation, cellular component: ubiquitin ligase complex; PcG protein complex. The record is from RefSeq and is a predicted model, not a curated record.
AACCCUAUCUUUCUUCUACAGGUGGCGCUUUGUAUUAAUCAUAUAUUCGUAUAGAAAACAAAAUUGUCAUAUUGUUAUUAAUAUUCUUCCCAAUAUUAUUUGGGAAAUGGCCGUUUGUGAUUCGCAAACGAAUAACAAAACAUGGGAAUUAACUCUUUACGAACUGCACAGAACUCCUCAGGAAGUUAUAACGGAUAAUACGGAAAUUGCCGUCUCGCCCAGGAGUCUUCACAGUGAGUUGAUGUGUCCGAUAUGUCUCGAUAUGUUAAAAAAUACAAUGACGACUAAAGAGUGUUUACAUCGUUUCUGUCAAGAAUGUAUCAUAACGGCAUUAAGGAGCGGGAAUAAAGAAUGUCCUACGUGCAGGAAGAAACUAGUCUCGAAACGUUCUCUCAGACCCGAUCCCAAUUUCGACAUGUUAAUAUCAAAAAUAUAUCCCAGCCGAGACGAAUACGAAGCUCAGCAGGAAAGAGUCUUGGCGAAAUUAAAUAAACAACACAGUCAAGCGCUGGCACACUCUAUCGAAGAAGGAAUGAGAAUGCAGGCACUAAACAGGGCUCAGAGACCCAAGAAGCAUCCUUCGGAAGAAAACUUGCCAGUAUCUACAACGGUUCCCCCUCCACUUCUCGGUUCGGGUAACUCGAAUGAUUCGACUACGCCUCCCCAGCCGAGAAAGAGAAUUAAGACCCAUUCGGAAAACGAGUCAGCCAGUUCCGGUCUGGAGCAGGAUCCGGUUAACGAGGACUGUGAAGAAGAGGCGACCGAGAAUGCUCAGGAGGGAGAUUUAGAUAUAUUUUCUACGGAAGUAACCAGAAACGAAGUAGAGUUAGUUUUUAAGCCCCAUCCUGUAGAAAUGAGUCACAUUAGUUCGGAUGUUAAUCAAGUCCGUUAUAUCAAAACGACUUCGAAUGCAUCAGUUGAUCACCUAGCAAAAUAUUUAGCCAUGAGACUUGCAUUUGACCAUCAGACAGAUGACAUCGGAAAUGAGGUUCCAGAAACAAAUUCUCUCUUCACCAUUUAUAUUACAACCUCCCUGGAUCAAUACAUACCUCUGAACGGAAGUCUUACUCUGGAUCAGAUAAAUGGAAAGUAUUGGAAAUUGAACAAACCUCUUGAAAUGUUCUAUGUUUGGAAGAAGUCAUGAUUCAUUGUACUAUUUUGUAACAUAAUGUACUUCUUAUUAAGAAGGGAAAAAAAGACAUAACUUCAAAAAACUCAAGACAAAUCUUGAUUUUUGUUAUGAUAUCAUUAAUAUGUGAGAAAACAUAUGUAAAUAUCGGCAAAAUUGUGACUUAGUUUAAGAUACAGUACUAUAUGUUCUAAUCAGAAAUUAGAGAUGUACAGAUACACUCAAAAUAUAUUGGUGUAUAAACUAACUAUAAACAUAUAACAACUAAGUGUAUUAUUUUCAAUACAUUUUGCACUGCCUUGUACCUCAUUAAAAAAAACAAAAAAAUCCCUAGAGUGAAUAUAGAUUACCUUCCUUGCCAUAUUGCACAACAUAUGUAUUUGGAUGAUGUCUGUUAUUGUCCCUAUAGAUAUAUUCUUAUUGAAAAUAUAUAUUGUCUCUUGUAUAGUUCAACAGAUUUUGUUGCAAUAAAUAUAAAGAAUGGUUACAUCAAUUUUUAUUACAUUUUAAAUUCUAGGAAUAUCUUUUUAAUAAAAUGUUAUUUAUUCUGUUUUUAAUUGUGUAAUGUACUGUACUGUACAUCAGAGUAAUUUGCAAGUUAGUUAUUAAAGAAGCAGAAGGUUACAUCAGUAAACAAUAUUCAUUUUGGGAUUUGUAUAUUCUAAAUUUAUCAAACUAAUGUUUUAACUUGUAAUUCUGUUUUUUCCAAUUUACAUAAUGUUUUAAGACUACACUGAGGUUCCUAUGAAUUUUCAAUGUGGGUCUUUAUAUAAUAAAUCCUACUAUAAUCACAAAAAAAUGAUGUACUGGUUCUUCAUCAAAAUAAAAACUGCUUAAUUUUAAAAUUAGCAGAGU